Messenger RNA from Falco peregrinus (peregrine falcon), 2411 nucleotides. It is a transcript of the gene CFAP100, whose product is annotated as cilia and flagella associated protein 100. NCBI's taxonomy places the organism in Eukaryota, Metazoa, Chordata, Aves, Falconiformes, Falconidae. The transcript is spliced from 14 exons. The record is from RefSeq and is a predicted model, not a curated record. The coding region runs from base 219 to 2090 and encodes 623 amino acids.
AAGAGCCGGGCCGAGCCCGCAGUUGGGCCGAGCUGCACCACGGACGCGGCUGAGCACGGCCCCGGCCCCAGGGGCCCGCAGCCCCCCGCAGAGGAGCCCGCCGGAGCUCUCCUGACCCAAAAGGCUCAGUGGUUAAGAUCCAGCAAGCCCUGAGGCCCAUCACUGCUGUAAAACCUACUGCAUCAGUGACUGACAGAUCCCAGCUGAUUGACUUGUCUAUGGUCUUCCCUGGGCCAGGAUCAAAGAUGCCAUCUCCACAUAGAGAGUCAACACCUAGAAGUCUCUCUUCCAAAUCUGGAACGCAAACCCAGCUUGUGCUGUCAGAAAGCCCAGAAGAGGAUGAAGAAAACUCAAUGAAAAAUCCAUUUACAAUCCCUCCAGAUAUUCACUCGAUAAGGGAGGAGGAAAGAAGAAAGGUUAAGGCGGAACGUGAAAGGAUGAAGACCAGGAAAAUCCAUGAGAAAAUUACUUACUCCACUAAAAUAAAAGCAAAGCAAAAAGGGUUCAGGAAAGCUCUGCAAAAGGAGGAAGAGGAGGUCAGAAAACAAGUAACAAAUGAAGAGAGACUGAAAACUCUUCAGCAGAGUCUUUCGUGGAAGAUGGCCUUUAAUAAAGAGUACCCAUUAGAAAAGGAGACCUUCCGUGACUACAUAAAUGACAGAAGAGAGAUAUUUUUACUAGAGUAUGCCAUAGCAAUAAAGCGGGAUGAGAUUCAAAGGAUGGAGGACAUAGCAAAGGACGAGGAAAGAAAACUGGAAAAGGCUGAAUACUACCUGGAGAAGGAUGCUGCCAUGUUUGACGAGUUCCUGAAGGAGAACCAUAAAAACUCUGUUCAAGCCCUGAAAAUAAAUGAAAAAGAAACCACAACAAAGACAAAGAAAAUAAGAGAGAUCCAAAUGAUCACUUCCCAAAUAGAGAACCUCCAAAGUGAUAUUGCCAAGUUGAAGAAUACUCUGCAGGAAUACAGGACGUACAGGGACUUCCUCUAUCAGCUGUCUCCAAAGGAGUGGCAGGAGAAACACAGAACAAAGGAAAAGGAUUUGAAGGCAGCAUCCAAAGCUACUGAAGAAAGCACCUUGCCUCCCACCACCGCAGAGCAGGGUGAGUGCCAGGGAAGGGCUGCCCCCUCCUCACUGGGAUGGUCCCCCGGUCUCGGUGUACAUCUCUUCUUGCCUCCAGGUCUGACAGCCAGGACAAAUGCUGCCGCUCUCCAUAGCGCUAGUUACAUAGAUGUGCCAAGUUCCCUGCUGUCUUCAGAAAGUCUGGAUUUCAGGUCGUUACCUGAGAUCAAGCCACAGCACAGAAAUUUCCUGAAGCCUCUACUGACAAGGAAACUAAGUCCACUGGAGGAUGCAGAAAGCGAAACCUGCUCAGAUGAAGAUGAGCUCCAGGGGCCUGAGCUGUAUUUUACUGAUCCCCAACAACUGCUGUCUAUUUUCGCGGAGAUGGAGGAAGAGAACUUGUCUUUCAUCCAAAAUUCCAAGGAGAUUGAGGAAAGUUUGGACAAGAUCCAACACACUUUCAUCACCACACAUGAAAGCACGGAGAAGAAGUUAGCAGAGCUGAAACAGCAGGUAGCUGCCCUCAAAUCCUCCAUCACCAAGGAAGAAGAGAAAAUAGCAGAGCUGGAGCUCAAAGUUCGCCUCUUUUACCCACGAGAAUCUGAAACUGAUGUCCAGGACCAAAUACUCACAAGCCUGAACAAGAAGGUGCUGGAAGUCUAUUGCCACUGCACUGGAGAAAGCGAGGCAAACCUGCAGACACUGCAGAUGCUAAUGGUGAUAGAAAAACAGCUCUAUGAUUUACUGGACGACCUGGAGAAAAUCCCACCAGAAAAGUUAGAACAGGCUCAGAAAGCCAAAAAAAAGGAAUGGAGGAUAAGGCUCAGAGAGGAAAAGCUGAGGCAACAGAAGCAGUAUCAGGAGGAAAAAUUGCAAAGGAUUCUGGACAGAUCACAGGCAACUAUUAAAAAGAAGAGCGACAGGAGGCUGGGGCCUCGUUCCAACCCCCCUGCCACAAAAGAGGAGAAAAACCACAGCCAAGAAGAAAUGGAUAAGGAGAAGGAAGAACACUUGUAUUAUUUCACUUGACAGCACAGCCUUAACCACAGCAUGUAGGGCUGAUGCUGCUCUAAAAAGUUUUUCAUAGAUCUACGUUCCAUUCAUCUUUGUUCAGUUGAUGAACCCACGGUACCAUGAAAUUCCCUUCUCCUACCCUAAGAUCCCAGGGAAAGUUGCUGCGUCAGGCAACCCCUUUUCCCCCCUCAUUGGUCUUUUGCCUACGAAAAUAAAUUAAAAUUCUCUUAUUUUGCUUCUAAGGCUCCUGCUAGCAACGAUGUUUUUCUCAUUCAGUUUUUGAUGCAAGUAUCACUACCCCUACAAACCUGACUAGGGAGAUCUAUCGCAGUCCUG